Messenger RNA from Cricetulus griseus (Chinese hamster), 2019 nucleotides. The record is from RefSeq and is a predicted model, not a curated record. NCBI's taxonomy places the organism in Eukaryota, Metazoa, Chordata, Mammalia, Rodentia, Cricetidae.
AAAGGGACAACCAGGAACUCGGGCUCAGUCUCCACCCCAAGACGGGGCGGGUCCUGUCGGCCCGAACGAACGAGGGUGUGGCAGCCGCAGUACACUCACAGGCGGUCUCCGCGCAAGAGGAGCUUCUGCUGGGGUGACUGAAUUCUCAACCUGACCUAUAGCCAUGGCAACCAAAGGAGGAACUGUAAAAGCUGCUUCAGGAUUCAAUGCAAUUGAAGAUGCCCAGGCCCUGAGGAAGGCCAUGAAAGGACUUGGUACCGAUGAAGAUGCCAUCAUUGGAGUCCUGGCCUACCGCAACACUGCCCAACGUCAGGAAAUCAGGACUGCAUACAAGAGCAACAUUGGCAGGGACCUGAUUGAUGACUUGAAGUCAGAGCUGAGCAGCAACUUUGAGCAGGUGAUUGUGGGAAUGAUGACACCUACCGUGCUGUAUGACGUUCAGGAGCUGCGCAGGGCUAUGAAGGGAGCUGGCACAGAUGAAGGCUGCCUGAUAGAGAUCCUGGCUUCUCGUACCCCUGAGGAGAUCCGUCGAAUCAACCAGACUUACCAGCAGCAAUAUGGAAGGAGCCUUGAAGAGGACAUCUGCUCAGACACAUCCUUCAUGUUCCAGCGAGUACUGGUGUCCCUGGCAGCGGGUGGCAGGGAUGAAGGGAAUUACCUGGAUGAUGCACUCGUGAAGCAGGACGCCCAGGACCUGUAUGAGGCUGGAGAGAAGAAAUGGGGGACAGACGAGGUGAAAUUCCUAAGCAUCCUCUGUUCCCGGAAUCGGAACCAUCUGCUGCAUGUGUUUGAUGAAUACAAAAGGAUCUCUCAGAAGGACAUUGAGCAGAGUAUUAAAUCCGAAACGUCUGGUAGCUUUGAAGACGCCCUGCUGGCUAUAGUGAGGUGCAUGAGGAACAAGCCUGCAUAUUUUGCUGAAAGGCUUUAUAAGUCCAUGAAGGGCCUAGGCACUGAUGACGACACCCUCAUCAGAGUGAUGGUGUCCCGAGCAGAGAUUGACAUGCUGGACAUCCGGGCAAACUUCAAGAGGCUCUACGGGAAGUCUUUGUACUCUUUCAUCAAGGGCGACACUUCCGGAGACUACAGGAAGGUCCUACUCAUCCUCUGUGGAGGAGAUGAUUAAAACAAACCCAGGACAGAGACUUCUUAACACUGGGUUGUUGUUUUUUUUUAACUUCAUUUUUCUGCACUGCUAUUAACAUUAUCUCAAAUGCUUAUUUCCAAUUAAAACGCCUCCAGUUGCCUCCUUUGAUCCAGCCUGUGUUAUUAUCAUCUAUAAUUAGUCAUUUUGAUGCCUUAAACCUGUUCUUUCAAAGCUUUUAAGACCUAAAUGGAGAUUUAGAAUUAGAAAUUAAAAUGUGCUCCAAGUCUUUAACAGAUUAUUUCCUCAUGCAUGUUUUGCAGAAACUGAAUGCACUAAAUCCUUUUGGAUUUUUCUUUUCCAUAAGAAUUUUACAGGACAGAAGCAGCUCUCUUCCCUGAGCAGCCAGUCAUCUCUUCAUGCCAGACCCUACCAUCUACUACUAAGAAUUUCCAUCCAGUUUCCUAUUUUACACAGCUGUAGAUUGAAGUUCUUAUGAGCCUCCUUUCUUUGGCUUUGUCUAUCGUGUUAGCUGAUAGUUUGGUAUGGCAGGCUUCAUCUCCUGCACUGAAACUACUUUCUCCUCAAGAAGUGUAGCAAAGUCACCAACUCAUCAAACAAGUUGGUUAAAAAGAGCUCAUGUGUCUGUUGAUCACGCACACUGAGCAUUCCAGUCUUAGGGCUGCUGUCCUAAUCUUGCUCCAAAGUGAUGGGAAAGAGUGAGGUUCAGCUGAGGUUGUUCUUGUGCCUGAGCUCUGGGCUGUGGCUGACCCAAGUAAAUUAUUUCUGCUAAAGAUAAUCUCUUUAGAUUGUUGAUUUGAUUCCCACUGUACCCAGAUGAUCUUACAAUCAUUCAGAAAUGGUGCUUGCAUGUUUGGAAUUUUGGUUUGUAUACAACAUGAGAAAAUUUUUUAUUAAAAAUGGUGACUUUAAAGGGA